CCUCAGCGUGGCCAUCAUCUUCAGCACCACGGCCGCCUGCAUCAUGAACCGACGGCGCGCCGCACGCAUCCGGAAACGGCAGCGAGAUCCACCGCUUGUCUUCUCCCCCAGCAAGAAGCUCCCAGCUGCGCACCCUUCUCACGCCUCUGAUAGCCCACCCAGCACAGCCAAGCUAAAGCUGCAGCCCUCCCCGUGCCCCAGCCUGCGCCGGGCUCUGCUAUGGGGCGAGAAGGCAGGCACCAGCCUGGGGCUGAGCAUCGCGGGGGGGUCCGGUGCCGGAUACACCCUCUAUGAGAGCCACGUUGGGGAACACGUCCCGCUGGAGCGCAUCCGCCGCGGCCCCGACG
Messenger RNA from Meleagris gallopavo (turkey), 347 nucleotides. The record is from RefSeq and is a predicted model, not a curated record. Lineage: Eukaryota; Metazoa; Chordata; Aves; Galliformes; Phasianidae.